This is a messenger RNA of Asparagus officinalis (garden asparagus), 1377 nucleotides long. RefSeq names its product zinc finger BED domain-containing protein RICESLEEPER 2-like. Gene Ontology annotation, molecular function: DNA binding; protein dimerization activity. The record is from RefSeq and is a predicted model, not a curated record. The transcript has 5 exons. Bases 1 to 1377 code for a protein of 458 amino acids. Lineage: Eukaryota; Viridiplantae; Streptophyta; Magnoliopsida; Asparagales; Asparagaceae.
AUGAAUAAGUGCUUCAAAGAUUGGGGAAUAGAAAAUAAAGUUUUUACUAUAUCUGUGGAUAAUGCAUCCUAUAAUGAUGUUUGUUUAAGAACUUUGAAGACUAGCCUAUCUAGACAUAAGAAAUUGGUUUGUGAUGGAAAAUUAUUUCAAGUGAGAUGUUGUGCACAUAUUCUCAAUCUUCUUGUCCAAGAUGGGAUAAGUGUAAUUGCAUUAACUAUUGAGAAUGUGCGGGAAAGCAUCAAGUUCAUCAAUCACAGUGAAGCGAGGCUCAAAACAUUUUCUGCUAUUGUGCAACAGCUGCAGUUAAGAGAAAAGAAGUUGAUUCUUGAUGUGCCAACUCGUUGGAAUUCGACAUACUUGAUGUUGAUCACUGCCCUGAAGUUCAAAGAUGCAUUUCCAAUGUACAAAGAAAGGGAGUCCAAUUAUGAUUGCAUGCCAGAACCUGAGGAAUGGGAUAAAGUGGAGAAAAUUUGUAAGUUAUUAGCCGUCUUUCAUGCGGUAACGAAUCUAAUCUCUGGUAGUGACUAUCCUACUUCUAAUUUAUAUCUCAUUGAAGUCUAUAGGAUUAAAGAAGUUAUCGAUAAGUCACUACUAGAUAAUGAUUUCUCUAUUCGGCAAAUGGCUAAAAAAAUGCAAGAUAAAUUUGAAAAAUAUUGGGGAGAAUGCAAUUUGUUAAUGGCAAUAGCUUCUUUUAUGGAUCCUAGACUAAAAAUUGGUGCGGUUGAAAUUUGUUAUCCUCAAAUUUACUCUGAAGUAGAAGCUAGGAUUAAUAUACAGAAAGUUAGGGAUGCCUUGCAAGAGCUAUUUGAUGAGUAUGUUGCUUUACAUGAUUCAAAUAAUGAGGAAAAUAGCUCUCUGGAAGGUUCUAUGGGUGCUUCAAGUGAUACAAGCUCGUCAUUGUCAUCUUUAAGUUCCAACUGGAGUGAUAUCUUGAAAAAGGUGAGAACGAAAGAUAGUAUGCCUGCAUCCAAAUCAGAGUUAGAAACAUACUUGGAUGAGCAUGUAUAUAUAUGUGGUGAAGCAGAAAAUUACCAUUUUAGUGCUUUGAAUUGGUGGAAAACGAAUCAAUUGAAGUAUCGUGUCUUGUCGAGAAUGGCGGCCGAUAUUCUUGCUGUUCCAAUUUCUACGGUGGCAUCAGAGUCGACGUUUAGUGCUGGCGGGAGGGUAAUUGAUACGUAUCGAGCAUCUUUAGAUCCAAAAACAGUUGAAGCACCUUAUCAGAAAGUUGAUUGCAGGUAUGAUUGCAGGUAUGAUUAUCAUUCUUUCUCCAUGCAAUUAACAUUCUUUCUCCAUGCAAUUAUGAUUGCAGGUAUGAUUAUCCUAGCAAUUAACAUUCUUGUGUGGUAUGAUUCGAUAAGCUUUAACACAUGGAUUUGA